Papilio machaon (common yellow swallowtail) is the source of this 1330-nucleotide messenger RNA. It is a transcript of the gene Herp, whose product is annotated as homocysteine-responsive endoplasmic reticulum-resident ubiquitin-like domain member 2 protein. Bases 257 to 1264 code for a protein of 335 amino acids. Gene Ontology annotation, biological process: endoplasmic reticulum unfolded protein response. The transcript is spliced from 4 exons. Gene Ontology annotation, molecular function: protein binding. The record is from RefSeq and is a predicted model, not a curated record. NCBI's taxonomy places the organism in Eukaryota, Metazoa, Arthropoda, Insecta, Lepidoptera, Papilionidae.
AAUGAGGCAAAUUGACAAGUACGGGUACUCUUUACAUCAUAUUAUUUUACGAAGUAUUUAUUUACGUAUUUUAGUCCAAUUCGGUUUGAUGAUUGAACACAUAGUUUUAAAAUUGGCAAAAUAAACUGCUAUUACGUCAGACUCAGUUUUACACUGUAUUUACGUGAAAAUUGAUUGAAAGUGCUUGUACUACGCCGAAAUAGAAUAAUUCGUCAGUGUUUUUAGUAUAUAUUAUCUAACAUUAAAAUCGCUUAAAAUGUUAUCGGAUAACGUGACACUGAUUGUGAAGGCCCCGAACCAACAAAUAGAGGACCAGAAUAUAGAAUGCCAAACAUCGUGGACAGUGAAACAAUUAAAAGGACAUUUAUCGGAAGUUUAUCCUAGUAAACCAAAAACAGACGAGCAGAAAAUUAUUUACUCCGGUCAAUUAUUAGAUGAUAAUACUGUACUAAAAGACGUUUUACGAUCUUAUGACAGUGGUAUUGUACAUACUAUGCACUUGGUCUGCAAGUCAUCGCGCAAUAUGACCAAGGUGAAGACCGAAAAGACCACGGAGACCGCGCCUACAGCGCCCUCUACCGACGGACGGCAGACCGAGACCACAUCAAGACCGGAGACCAGACAGAAUGAUCAGAAUCACAAUGUAGAAAUGCAGAAUUACAGGAAUUCUUUUGUUAACAAUUAUGGCAGGGUUCCACCUUACCCUAAUUAUAAUUUUGGUGAAGGAUAUUUACAAGGACCAAAUGAUGCUGCAAUGUUUGCAAAUCACAUGAUGAUGGUGCAGCAGGCUUAUUUGCAGUACAUGCAGCAAUAUGCUAACAUGCACCGAGUGGCGACGGAACAAGUCGAGGGGGGUGCGGCGGGUGUUGCGGGGCCUGUGGGGGGCGGUGCGGGCGGGGCGGAGGCUCGGCCGGCACAAGAGGCGGAGGCUGUGGUGGGCGGGGCGGGGGAGGAGGCGCCACGCGACUGGCUCGACCAGGUGUACGUGGCGUCACGUAUCGCCAUCCUGCUGUCGCUCGUGUGUCUGUACGGCAGCCCCGCGCGUCUGCUGCUCGUGCUACUGCUCGCUGUCACCGCCUAUCUGCACCAAAUAGGUUUCUUCCGCGUCCUCAACGUUCAACAAAACAAUGCAAACGCACCGAAUGCUAACACACAAACACCUACAGAGGAAACUGAACCCGACCGUCAACAACAAUCUUUACUCGCAUCCACUUGGAUCAUAAUCACAUCCUUCUUCGCCUCCCUCAUGCCAGAGACAAUAUAAAUUUAAAUUAUCGAUUCUAAUCGUAUUCGAUACAAACGAUAUUUCGAGCAACGAUUUGAUUUCGAU